AUGCGCAAUUCCAUUCUUUUGUCUGCCCUGGCGGCAGGCCUUUCUAACGCCUAUACUGUCACCGUUUCGGAUUUCAUGAUGUUCAAGAACAUUGAUCCAAUUGUGCUCCCUGGUCAAUAUACCAGCCAUAUGCACAGCUUCUUCGGAUCGGAUGCUAUCACCGUUAAUACAACCACUUCGGCUGAGCUCCAAAAGGGUUGCUCCACCACCGAGAACCCAAAUGACUUCUCAACAUACUGGGUUCCAACUUUGUAUCUCGUGGAGGAUGACGGCAAGACCUACACGCCUAUCAAGCCAAUGCGUUUCAGCGCGUACUAUGAGCAGCCAGAAUCCGCCGAAAUCGCCAUCCCACAAAACUUCAAAGACGUUGCCGGAAACGCCUCUGCAACUUCCCAAGCCGACGUGGAAGAUAACGCCGGCAUCAGCUGGUUCUGCGAAGGCGACGCCACAGAGGACAAAGACGCAGCCGCGUUCCCAACCAAGACAUGCUCCACCCACCUGCAGACUCUGCUUUUGUUCCACGACUGCGUGAACACAGAGACCCUCGAGUCGGCCUACUCAGGAAACCCCCGCGUGAACACUGGAUAUGGCGAUAAUUGGUGCCCAUCGGACAUGAAGCGCAUUCCUCAGCUUCGGUUCUCUAUUCGAUAUGAUUUGCGCAAGUUGCUUCCAGAUGGAUGGUCUGGAGCUCCCCCUCUGGCUCUGGCUUGUGGUUCCUCUUACUGCUCUCACGGAGAUUUCAUCAACGGAUGGAUGCCGGAGGCAGCGCAGAACAUGGUGGAUGAUGCCGGCGCUAAAUAUGAAUAUUUCGCUGUUGAUGGUCCUCUUGGUGAUGCGAGUGAUGGCUCCAUCUGCGGAGCUGAGAAUGCUCAAGAUAGUGACCCCACGCAUGGCACAAGCGAUUACUUUGAAAGCUUGAAGAUGAUGGGGAAGAUGACCAUGCGGGCUCGGAGACAUCACAAGCGCCGUCACUGA
Messenger RNA from Penicillium brevicompactum, 975 nucleotides. RefSeq names its product DUF1996 domain-containing protein. The record is from RefSeq and is a predicted model, not a curated record. NCBI's taxonomy places the organism in Eukaryota, Fungi, Ascomycota, Eurotiomycetes, Eurotiales, Aspergillaceae. The transcript has 2 exons. The coding region runs from base 1 to 975 and encodes 324 amino acids.